AUGGUGGCGCCUAGGUGGGAGGGGACGGGGGAUGGUGGCGGAGGUGGCGCCAGGCCAGCUCACCGGGAGGGAGGGAGGCGAGGCGAGGCCGGGCUCAGGUGGGCGACGGCUCCAGUAGUCGGGCCCCGGCGGUGGCGGGGGCGGCGGCAGCAUCAGGCGCUCCGGCGCACCUCCUGGGGGAGCCGGCGCGGCGGCGGCGGCAUGGAGAGCCCGGCCGAGGGACGCCUGGCUGCCGGCCUCGACCCGCCGCCCGCCUACUCCUGCCCGCUGAGCCGGCCGGCCGGCCGCCAGAGCCCCGGGCCCGAAGGGGCGGCCGCCGCUCCACCCCUGGCCGCGCUGCACCGGACCACCCCCUUCUCGGUGCGCGACAUCCUGGACCCCAACAAGUUCAACAGCCGCGGCCGCCGCCACUGCCCCGCCGCCGCCGCCGCCGCCGCCCCCCUCUGCAAAGCCGCCGCCGCCCCCGGAGGGGAAUUCACGCGCCUGGGCGACCCGCAGCUCGACGAGGCGCCCGACCGCGGCCAGCCCGCCCGCCCCAAGCCCGCGCCCGACCCGCGCAAGCCCGGCCAGCUGUUCCAGAGCGAAGAGGCCGACCCCUGCGCCCACAGCGAAGCGCCCGACCCUGGCGAAGAAGAGGACGACGACGAGGAGGAGGAGGAGGAGGAGGAAGAGGAGCAGUGCAGCGAGGAGAGCGGCAGCCCCGGCAAGGGCGGCGGCGGUGGCGGCGGCGUGGAGGUGGGCUGCGGCCCGCGGGACCAGGACUCGGAGCCCCCCGCGCCAAAAGCGCCCCCGCCCGCCUUCCCGCAGCAGCAGCAGGCCCAGCAACCGGCGGCGGGGACAGCGGCGGGGACCGCGGCGACGUCGGGUAAGGUGAAGCGGAAGCGGCCCGGCUCGGACGCCAAGUCGGGGAAGCCGCGGCGGGCGCGGACGGCGUUCACCUACGAGCAGCUGGUGGCCCUGGAGAACAAGUUCAAGGCCACGCGCUACCUGUCGGUGUGCGAGCGCCUCAACCUGGCGCUGUCGCUCAGCCUCACCGAGACACAGGUCAAAAUCUGGUUCCAGAACCGAAGGACCAAGUGGAAGAAGCAGAACCCCGGCGCCGACACCAGCGCGCCCACCGGCGGCGGAGGAGGACCGGGAGGCGGUGGAGGAGGCCUGCCCGGGGGGCUCAGCCCGCUCAGCCACUCGCCGCCCAUGGGCAACCCGGCGCUGGCCAUGCACGCCGGCCCCGGACCUUACGGCACCCACCCGGCCGCGGGCCUCGUCUGCGCCGCCCAGCUGCCCUUCCUGCCCGGCCCCGCCGCCGUCCUGUCGCCCUUCGUGCUGGGCUCGCAGACCUACGGCGCGCCCGCCUUCUACGCGCCGCACCUAUGAACUGCAAGCCCGCCCCGACGCCGCCGGGGGCCGGGACCGCUCACUCGCCGCGCACGGACUGCGGCCGGGAGGCCCAACGGCGGCUCACGCAGCGCCCGGCACAACCCGGAGGGCGCCUCUCCGGAGGGAGCGCGGCCGGACCCAGGACCUUACCCCCCCCCCCGCAUCCCUGCCUGGCCGCCUCGAAGGGUCGCCCCUCCGGAGUCGCCAGCCCCACCCCCCAGCCCGCCCAAGAACCGCCAACACGGACCGGGAAAUGCCGCUUCCACCCGCGGCCCAGCAAGCCAGUUUGGGGGGUGGCGGAGGAGGAAGGGCACGAUCCGGCCCCAGACUCUGCGCGGGGGGGGGGUCGAAUCUGGGCCUAGAUCGUGCCCCCCGUCCCGCUUGCUAGCAAACCCCCAUCGGCCAGAGACCCCCCACCCCCUCCUCUGCUCCGUUUGUUUUGGAGAGGAGCCGCCUUUACUGCCUACUAUUUCGUAGACUCGGUGGGUCCCAAACAGUCGGGAUUACUCGAGUGUAAAACCGAACAGGAAUCACGCGGGCUGCUCCCCAAACGCCCAGCAAAGGGGCCAGACCCUGAGCUCGCCCUCCUUCCUUACCCUGCUGCGGGUGUCGCCCGCCUAACGCCCCCCCCCCCCCGUUCCCCUCCCAGGCCCGUUUGCGGCAGAAGCCGGGAAUCGCCGCCGCCUUCCCGCGGAGACCUUCCGCUCGGAGUCGGCCUCUUCCCCUAGAGUAGACCUCUGCCGCCUGGCCCCGGGCGCUUCCACCGCGCUGGCAGCGGAAGGGCGAGGAGGCCGCUGUGCCCCGGCGAGGAGGGCGACGGAUCCGGAGCGCCUGCCGAGGCGGCCGAAGCCCGACCCGGUGGGCUGCAGAGAGAGCUGCCUCCCUCUUCUUUCGGCGGGCGGCCCCGCCUCUGGGUGCCCUCCCCGUCGGGCCAGCGGCAGUCUCUCGGGGCGGGGAGCGGGAGGACCUCACCGGAGGCCAGCAGGGCCGGGCGGGCUGCGGGAGGGCCGGUGGGGGGGGGGACGCCAAAACCGGCUUUUGUCCGGGAGGGGUGCCGGGGGGGCUGCCGAGGGUCCGCAGCCGGCUUUCCAGGGCCCCCCCCCCCCGCCCCAAAGCAGCAGGGAAGGGAUCUGGGCAGCCUGGCCAUCCGUCUCCUCCGGCCAGCUGCCCAGGCAGCCCCCUUCAGGCCAAACUCCCCCCUCCGAUGGGGGCCCUGGGAGGAGGCGGCGGGUUCUGCCGGGCGGCGGGAGAAAGGGGGCUGCCGGGACCAGGGCGCGGGGGAGGGGGGGCGGUCCUGUGUAAAUACAAUAAAGAGACAUGAACGAAA
Messenger RNA from Sphaerodactylus townsendi, 2704 nucleotides. It is a transcript of the gene NKX1-1, whose product is annotated as NK1 homeobox 1. Gene Ontology annotation, biological process: regulation of transcription by RNA polymerase II; cell differentiation. NCBI's taxonomy places the organism in Eukaryota, Metazoa, Chordata, Lepidosauria, Squamata, Sphaerodactylidae. The transcript is spliced from 2 exons. Gene Ontology annotation, molecular function: RNA polymerase II cis-regulatory region sequence-specific DNA binding; DNA-binding transcription factor activity, RNA polymerase II-specific. The coding region runs from base 1 to 1374 and encodes 457 amino acids. Gene Ontology annotation, cellular component: nucleus. The record is from RefSeq and is a predicted model, not a curated record.